This is a messenger RNA of Didymodactylos carnosus, 243 nucleotides long. NCBI's taxonomy places the organism in Eukaryota, Metazoa, Rotifera, Eurotatoria, Philodinida, Philodinidae. The record is from the annotation of a GenBank genome assembly.
AUGUUAACAGGAGCGAAUCGUGAAUUUCGUACUGUUGAUCUAACAACUAGAAAAUUAACCGAACAAGAGAAAGGCGUAUUAGAAUUAGGACUAAACUUUAUACCAACUACGGAUAUUGAUCCAACGAAAUAUGUGGCAAGGGUGAUUGCGGGUGUCGAACUUGGUCUGUAUAAAAAAGACGUUAUACAAAAAAAACAAAUUGUUUCAGAAAUGAGAAAUACCAUUGGUAGAAGUUUAAAUUAA